AUGCUUGCAAUUCAACGUCUUAAUAUGGGUUCGUCGAAGCCACCCGAACUUGAUAUGCCGUUUGGCUACGCAUUUGAUUCAAAUUCCACUUUUCCUUUCCCUUCACCUACAGCUCCAGCUCCAGGUCCGCCAUUACUCGAUGAUAGCGAAUCCACCCUUCUCGAUACUUUCUUUGACGGAGUAAGCUCUGAUCAUUUUAAUUACGACUUCUUCCCAAAUACACAAGAUGGAGGGGAGCUUGGAGGAGGGUGGGAAGAAUUACCCCCGGCAUUUAUGGGAACGAGGGUUACUUUUGAUCAACAACCUCAACUUUCGAAUCCAAUGUCCUUGAAUUUUGGUGAUAGGAAUACCGGAAUGCAUCCACCACUAUCUCAAGCAUCUUUGUCACAUUUGCCACCUUCGACUGAAUCCGCAGAUGUUUUAGCAGCGGCUACCGUGUUACAAAAUGGAUCAAAUGCUCGAUCGCAUAGUUUAAGCAGUGAGACUUUGUUUGGAAAUCAUGGCCUACCAUCGCAUCCGGGAAAUCAUCACAUCAGACCACAAUCCAUGCCGCAUUAUCCUACCCCAAUAUCAGGACUGGAUAGACCUCGAGAUGGAUUCAUGCGCGAUACUUUAUAUACUGAAAUGAUGUUUGGACCGAAUCAUGCCGGCCCGGACUUGAUGAGAAGACCAAAACCCGUUCCUCAAAAAGUCGACAUAAGAUGGGGUUCCGAUGCGGGAUUUGGAUCACCACAAGGAUUUGUUCCACCACCAAAUGUAGCAAAAGUCGACGAAGCGGAACGACAAAGAUUGCAGGCAUUCGAUGGAUUUAUCGGGGCAGCUCUAUGUGCGGAAAGUAGUGCGGAAAAUACGAGGCCGAAUAGUCCGACAAUGCAAAAGAAUAUACCACCGCAACGACGGCAAAGCUCGGGAGUUGUCAAGGAAGAAGACACGGAACCACCAAAGAAGCGACGGAAGAGUAAAUUUAGUCCUGUUGAAGAUGCGGGAGAAGAUGAUGAGGAACCGCAGCCUAAAGUGGACGGCAGGAAAAAGAGGAAAUCCGUGGUGAAACUUGGUGGAAGUUCCCCAGGACCAUCGGAAGCAGGUCACAAACGACGAAAAUCUACUUCGGCUGCGGCGAAAUCCACCCGAGAAAAUUUAACAGAAGAUCAAAAGAGAGAGAAUCAUAUCAAGAGUGAACAAAAACGAAGGACUUUAAUUCGAGAAGGAUUUGAGGAUUUAGGGGAAUUAGUACCUGGGCUAAGAGGUGGUGGGUUCAGUAAGAGUGCAAUCUUGGUAAUGACGGCCGAUUGGUUAGAGGAGUUAAUGCAAGGAAAUGAAGCUCUACGGAACAAGAUCGAUGCUGCGAAAGGCAGAUAA
This is a messenger RNA of Botrytis fragariae, 1359 nucleotides long. RefSeq names its product putative bhlh family transcription factor protein. Gene Ontology annotation, biological process: regulation of transcription by RNA polymerase II. Gene Ontology annotation, molecular function: RNA polymerase II cis-regulatory region sequence-specific DNA binding; protein dimerization activity; DNA-binding transcription factor activity, RNA polymerase II-specific. Lineage: Eukaryota; Fungi; Ascomycota; Leotiomycetes; Helotiales; Sclerotiniaceae. The transcript is spliced from 2 exons. The coding region runs from base 1 to 1359 and encodes 452 amino acids. The record is from RefSeq and is a predicted model, not a curated record.